AAUGCUGCAAAAUUCUGUAAUGGGAACAUUAAUAUUUGUGGUUUCUUUGUAUACUCUGUCUUCUGGGUAUCAUAUUACAAUUUCAGGCAAAAAUGGUGGAGAUUAUAAUAAGUGUGAUGAUUCAAAUCUACAAAAAAUGAUGGACUACGUUAACUCGAAAAUUAAAAAACAAACACAAAUACUAAAAGAUGUAAUCGUCAAAAACUGUCAAGGGAGAAUAAGUGAAAAAUGUGUCGAAGACGUUGCACAUAAAAAGCUAACAGGUCAAAGUUCAACAUACAGUCCUAGUGCACAGUAUAAUUCUAGUCACGGUGUAGAUGGACUAAUGCCAAGUGGAAUCGUAAAUAUGGUAGUUACUAACAGUGAAAGAAAACCCUUCUGGUGGGUAAACUUGGGAAGGGAAUACCUAAUUGAAAAAGUAGAAAUGUGGAAUCGUAAAGACUGUGCAAUUUGUGCUAAACGAACUCGAAACAUGGAUAUAACUGUUGGGUCAACUUUAAACGCUAUGAAGUUAUGUGCACACUACAAAGGUCCAAGUCAUACAGGUGAACACCUAGUUCUCGGAUGUACCAAAAGAAUGAGAGGCCGUUAUGUCAAGCUUCAAAUCCAAGAGACGGAUUACUUGAAUUUUCUUGAAGUCAAAGUCUUUGCUUUGAAAACUUGUUCAAAUUGAA
Molecule: messenger RNA, 674 nt
Organism: Mytilus trossulus (common blue mussel)
Lineage: Eukaryota; Metazoa; Mollusca; Bivalvia; Mytilida; Mytilidae
Product: fucolectin-like
Exons: 3
Coding region: 2-673 (223 amino acids)
Source: RefSeq, a predicted model, not a curated record